GAGAGGCUGGCCCAGACCUGGGGCCAGGAGGACCCCUGCCCACCCACGGGCCUGGUCCAGACAGGCAGCAAGGCUCCCAGGCCUGGUCUCAGGGCAGAGGCCCCAGGGGCAGGGUCUGUGCCCCAGUUUCCUCAUCUGUGAUAAGGAGAAGUGACAGUUCUCACCUGCUGGAGUGUGGGAGGGUUGCCCAUGACUGUCCCUGUGCAGAGUGGAGGCCAGCCUUAAAGGGUGGGCAGGAUUGGGAGAGGCCGAGAGGCCCUCCCACCGUCCAUCCUGGGCUCUGAGCUCCUUCCCCUGCAUUCGGGUCCUGACUGCUCUUCUCCAGACCAAAUGCCCCUCCCUGGACCUCUGCCUCCGGCCUCCCAGGCACCUGGCAGCUCCUCCCUCUCCAUGUACCUGCUUCCCCCCCGCCCCAAUCAUCCAGCCCCCCGAGCCUGUCCACCUGCCCUCCCCACCCCCUCCUCCAUCGCCUUCCUGGCUCUGGCCCCAGCCCUCUGAACUCAUCUAGGGCCUGGUCAGCGGAGACCAGCAAAGAGUCCUCCUGAAAGCUGGAGAUGAGGCAAGGGAGGCUCUUCCUGUGAAAGCCGAACUGGCUGGUCUUGGGGGGUGCAUGAGUGGAGGCACCUUGGUGGGGCCUGGGAGGAGCAGGCUGUGGGGGAUGCCCUGGGAUGCUUGGGGCCUGGGUCUCAUGUUCCAGGGAAGCAUGACUUUGUAGUCAGAUACCUGGAUGUGGCACUUCCUGGCUGUGUGGCCUUGGUCAAGUACUCAACCUCUCUGAGCUUUGGUCUCCCCUUAGGGAAAAUGGCUCACAGGAGUGUCAAGAGGAUUUCUGCACAUAAAGGGUGUGCUCUGGAUGUGUGGGGGCUCCAGAUGGAAGGUGUCAUCGGAAGAAGGGGAGCUGGGAGGCGUCUGGGAGGGAAUCCUGUCGAGCUGAGCUUGGGGCCCUGGGAGGAGAAGAACCACCCGUGAGGGAGGCCCACCUGGAGCAGCUGGACCUGCAGAGGAUUAAGGAGGAUCCGAAUUGUCAACUUUGUCCUGAACAGCCAGAGGGCAGGUGGGGACACAUUCCAGGAAUUGGUGAAGGCUGGGGUCUUUGAGGCCGGGUUCCCCCUACACAAGGGGGAGGAAGACCUAAAGAGGAAAUGGGCCCAGUGGACAAACAUGUUCCAAGAGCAGCCAAUCGAUGACAUCAGGAACUACUUUGGUGAGAAGGUGGCCCUGUACUUCGCCUGGCUCGGCUGGUACACCUACAUGCUGGUGCCCGCUGCCGCGGUGGGCCUCAUCAUCUUCCUGAGUGGGUUUUCCCUGUUCCACGCCAGCCAGAUCAGCAAGGAGAUCUGCGAGGCCCACGACAUCUACAUGUGCCCUCGCGGCGACCACAGCCGCAGGUACCGACGGCUCUCGGAAACCUGCACCUUUGCCAAGCUUACCCACCUUUUCGACAACGAGGGCACCGUGCUGUUUGCCAUCUUCAUGGCUUUGUGGGCCACCGUGUUCCUGGAGAUCUGGAAGCGCCAGCGCGCCCGCGUGGUCCUGCACUGGGACCUGUACGGGUGGGACGAGGACCAGGAGGACAUGGCGCUCGAGCUCAUCAACUGCCCUGACUCCCAGCCGCGCCUGCACCAGCACUCGUACGUGCGGAGCGGCAUCAUCUUCCUCCUGACCCUGUUGAUGAUCUGCCUCAUGAUUGGCAUGGCCCACGUCCUGGUGGUCUACCGUGUCCUGGCUGCUGCCCUCUUCAACUCGGCCUUGCCCUUCCUGGAGGAGCAGGUGGCCACGGCCGUGGUGGUGACCGGGGCCCUGGUGCACUAUGUGACCAUCCUCGUCAUGACCAAGAUCAACAAGUGUGUGGCCCUGAAGCUUUGCGACUUUGAGAAGCCCAGGACCUUCUCAGAGCGAGAGAGCAAGUUCACCAUCAGGUUCUUCACUCUGCAGUUCUUUGCCCAUUUCUCCUCCCUCAUCUACAUCGCCUUCAUCCUGGGCAGGAUCAAUGGUCACCCUGGCAAGUCCGUGCGCCUGGCGGGGCUGUGGAAGCUGGAGGAGUGCCAUCUCAGCGGCUGCAUGAUGGACCUGUUCGUGCAGAUGGCCGUUAUCAUGGGUCUGAAACAGACGCUCAGCAACUGCAUGGAGUACCUGCGCCCGUGGCUGGCCCACAAGUGGCGCUCGAUGCGGGCUACCGUGUCCCGGGACCCUGAGCUGAGGCGCUGGCAGCGCAACUACCUCCUCAACCCGGUCAACACCUUCAGCCUGUUCGAUGAGUUCAUGGAGAUGAUGAUCCAGUACGGCUUCACCACCAUCUUCGUGGCUGCCUUCCCGCUUGCCCCGCUGCUCGCGCUCUUCAGCAACCUCGUGGAGAUCCGCCUGGACGCCAUCAAGAUGGUCAGGUUGCAGCGGCGCCUGGUGCCACGCAAGGCCAAGGACAUUGGGCCCUGGCUGCAGGUGCUGGAGGUCAUCGGCGUGCUGGCGGUCAUCGCCAACGGGAUGGUCAUCGCCUUCACAUCUGAGUUCAUCCCCCGCAUCGUGUACAAGCACCGCCAUGGCCCCUGCCGACAGGGGGCCCAGCCUGCUGUCGACUGCCUCACAGGCUACGUCAACCACAGUCUGUCCGUGUUCUUCACCAAGGACUUCCAGGACCCUGUCCAGACAGAGGGCGAGAACGUGACCGAGUGCAGGUACCGGGACUAUGGCACCAUUCAGGACUCCAACCUCACGGAGCAGUCCUGGGUCCUCCUGGCCAUCCGCCUGGCCUUCCUUAUCCUCUUCGAGCACGUGGCCUUGUGCAUCAAGCUCAUUGCUGCUUGGUUCGUGCCCGACACCCCUCAGUCGGUGAAAAACAGGGUCCUAGAGGAGAAGUACCAGAGACUCCGGGAGAAGAUGUGCUCAACCCCGUUUCUGUUUCCAGUUCCAGCCCCAAGAGCACAGACGUGUAGGGGACUCAGAGCUGGUCCUGGGGCACUGGUGCCCAGGGGCCAAGACUCAGAGCUGCCACCACCGCCUCCCAUCCAAGCCCUGGCUGUGCGGGUGGUGUGUGUGCGGCGCGGGGGGGGCUUUCAGAAGACGUACAUAUGCGUGGGGGUCCUGGGAGCCACGGUUUGGGGGGGAGGUCCUGUGAGCUGCACUCUUGUCUGCGCUCUGUGGCGCCUGUUCCAUCUGUUGGGGCUCAGGCUUGGAACUGCCUGACCUGAACUCUGCGUGACCCUUGCCACCCACAGAAGGGGGUGGGUGGGAGGGGCCUCUCAUACAGUCACGAAGCAGGAAAACCCUGGGCCUCCCUCUGUCUUCUGGGCCCCAGAUUCUGUCCCACCCGUCUGACUCCCCUCAUCCAGCAGAAUUGUCUGUAAUAAAAUCAAACUUCUCUGUGUCGA
Molecule: messenger RNA, 3365 nt
Organism: Phacochoerus africanus (Common warthog)
Lineage: Eukaryota; Metazoa; Chordata; Mammalia; Artiodactyla; Suidae
Gene: ANO9
Product: anoctamin 9
Exons: 21
Coding region: 1162-3180 (672 amino acids)
Biological process (GO): chloride transmembrane transport
Cellular component (GO): plasma membrane
Molecular function (GO): protein dimerization activity; chloride channel activity
Source: RefSeq, a predicted model, not a curated record